AUGAACAGUAUGCCAGUAUUAAAUAACUUACAAAAUGAACAAAGUUCUAGUUCAAAAAGUUGCGACGCUUUUUUAUCGUCACAUCCACGUGCUUUCAAUUCUAACUUCAUAGUUAAUACCAUGCUUAAAUCGCAAUAUCAAAACUCAGAAUGUCCAUUUUUAAAUAAUUAUUCAAUCCUAAGACCCUGCUGGAAAGUGUAUCGCUGUCAACUCAAUACCAAAGAAGAGACCUGUUGCUGUUCAUGCAAUUCUGAUGCUAUGUUCGAAGUAAUGAAAAGUCUAUACGAUUGCUAUAAAAAAAAAAAUUGUGACAAUUGUAAUUGUAUUCUAUGUGCACAUUUACCUAGAGAAGAAAGACGUCUAGGGGAAUUACGAAAAUUAGGAAAAACAGAACAAUUAUCCCUCGUCCCGCUUUCAGAAUUUAUGACACCAGCAUAUAUAAAACAAAUACCACCGAAUAAAGUAGAGAAAUUAAAGGCAGCGGGUCUUUUGACGCCAUUGGAAGGUAAAAGUUCAGAUAAAAAGGAGGAAAUACUAAGAGGAUUAGCAAUGAAUGGUAUUCCUUUGCCAAAGGGUAAAACAACAUCUGAGAAAAAGCUUUUAGAUAAAAUUAGAAAAGAUGUUGGUCUUCCACCAGAACCAAAAAGUCCAUCUGCUAAAAAGAAAUAUGAAAAAGCUAUGGCUUCGGGUCUUAUAACGCCUCUUUUCGGGAAGUCUUUACCUGAGAAAGAAAGAAUUUUGAAAGGCCAGGCUGAUUUAGGCAUGCCAAUACCAGAAGGAAAAACUGCAUCUGAAAAAAAAUUAAUUGAAAAGGUACGCACUGAAGUUGGGCUUCCACCUAUACCCAAAACUCCGUGGGACAAAAAGAAAUAUGAAAAAGCUAUGGCUUCAGGUCUUAUAACACCUCUCGUAGGAAAGACUGCAUCUGAAAAAGAAAUAAUUUUGAAAGAUCUCGCAAUGAAAGGCAUGCCACUACCAGAAGGAAAAACAGCGUCGGAAAAACAAUUAAUUGAUAAGGUUCGUGCUGAAGUUGGCCUCCCACCUACACCUAAAACUCCAUCGGCUAAAGAAAAGUAUGAUAAAGCAUUUGCAGCUGGGCAUAUAGUACCACUAGAAGGCAAAAGUCGUUCACAGAAAGAAAAGAUUUUAAGAGAGCAAGCUAAAUUAGGUGUGCCUUUACCUGAGGGUCGAACUCCAUCUGAAAAAUCUUUAAUUGCUAAAGUACAAGCUGAGUCUCUACCAGAUAGAAUCAAAAGGGCAAAAGCAGGUAUGAUGACACCUUUGCGUGGAAAAACGCCAGAACAAAAAGAAAGUAUAUUGAAAGAAUUGGUUUUGCAUAAAAUUCCUCUUCCUGAAGGUAAAACAGCCUCCGAAAAACAAAUUAUUAAUAAAGUUCGUAAAGAUCUCGGGUUGCCACCAGAACCAAAGUCAAAAGAUGAAAAAGCUAAGUACAAUGAAGCCAUCAUUGCUGGUAUAAUUACUCCUCUAGAAGGUAAAAGUCAAUCUCAAAAAGAAAAGAUACUACAAGCACAAGCUCACAUGGGAAUUCAACUACCAGAAGGCCGAACUGCCUCUGAAAAAUCUCUUAUAAAACGAAUUAAAAAAAAGACAUUACCUCCAGAAAAAAGAAAACAGCUCGAUGAAAAAACUUUAAAAGUUGUAAAAGAAGGUAAAGGACCAAGUGACGAAUGUAUAUGUGACGUAAUAGCGCCAGAAAUAGGAUAUGAAAAACGCCUGCCUUACAGAAUACCAUCUAAGAAAUUAAGAGAAGCAAAAGCUGCAGGCUUAUUAACACCACUAGAAGGCAAAACCGCUGAACAAAAGGAGAGAAUUAUUACAGGGUUAGCAAAGGCUGGUUUACCUUUACCUGAAGGUAAAACAGCUUCAGACAAAGCAUUAAUAAAUAAGAUUCGCGCCGAUAUAGGAUUACCUCCAGAACCAACAACACCAUCCUUAAAGGAAAAAUAUAAUAGAGCCCUUGAUGCAGGCUUAAUAACACCCUUACAAGGAAAAUCUGAGCAACAGAAAGAAAAAAUUCUCCGACGUCAAGCGGAAAUGGGUCUGCCCCUGCCGGAAGGUAGGACUCCUUCAGAAAAAGAUCUUAUAGCGAAAGUUAUAGCCACAACGCCACCAGUUAUAAAAAUAAAAUCAGAAAAAUUGCGUAAAGCUAAAGCUGCCGGACUUCUUACACCACUAGCAGGUAAAUCGCCGGAACAAAAAGAAAAAAUUCUUAAAGGGUUGGCCAUGCAUGGAAUUCCAUUACCAGAACCUAAAACAAGUUCUGAAAAAAAUAUUAUUGAUAAAGUGCGUGCUGAGGUCGGUCUUCCUCCCGAGCCAAAAACAAAACAAGAGAGACAGAGGUAUGAUAGAGCUAUCGCUGCUGGAAUAAUUACUCCUUUACAAGGAAAAUCACCGUCAAUGAAAGAAAAAAUCCUUCGAGGUCAGGCGGAAAUGGGCCUACCUCUACCAGAAGGUAGGACGCGAUCAGAAAAGGAUCUUAUAGCAAAAGUUAGAGCAACAACACUACCACUUUCAAAAGUACACAUGCCAUUAAAAUCGGAGAAAUUGCGUAAAGCUAAAGCUGCCGGAAUACUAACACCAUUAGACGGUAAAUCACCUGAACAGAAAGAAAAAAUUCUCAAAGGUUUAGCCAUGCAUGGAAUUCCUUUACCAGAGCCUAAAACUAGUUCAGAAAGAAAUAUUAUUGAUAAAGUGCGGGCGGAAGUCGGCCUUCCCCCAGAGCCAAAAACAAAACAAGAAAAAGAGAUGUAUGAUAGGGCUAUCGCUGCUGGAAUAAUUACUCCAUUGCAAGGAAAAUCACCUUCACAAAAAGAAAAAAUCCUUCGGCGUCAGGCUGAAAUGGGUCUUCCACUACCAGAAGGUAGAACACAUUCAGAAAAAAGUCUUAUUGCAAAAGUGAGAGCAACAACGCCACCAAUUCCAAAAAUAAAAUCAGAAAAAUUGCGUAAAGCAAAAGCUGCCGGACUACUAACACCAUUAGAAGGUAAAUCUCCAGCACAAAAAGAAAAAAUUCUUAAAGGUUUAGCCAUGCAUGGAAUUCCUUUACCAGAGCCUAAAACAAGCUCUGACAGAAAUAUUAUAGACAAAGUGCGUGCUGAAGUCGGUCUGCCUCCAGAGCCAAAAACACGACAAGAAAGACAAAGAUAUGAUAGAGCUAUCGCUGCUGGAAUAAUAACUCCAUUGGAAGGAAAAUCACCUUCACAAAAAGAAAAAAUACUUCGAGGUCAAGCGGAAAUGGGCCUGCCACUUCCAGAAGGUAGGACGCCUUCAGAAAAAGAUCUCAUAGCAAAAGUACGAGCAACAACACUACCACUUUCAAAAGUACAUAUACCAUUAAAAUCAGAAAAAUUGCGUAAAGCCAAAGCUGCCGGGAUACUUACACCAUUAGCAGGUAAAUCACCGGAACAAAAAGAAAAAAUUCUCAAAGGAUUGGCCAUGCAUGGGAUUCCUUUACCAGAACCUAAAACUAGUUCAGAAAGAAAUAUUAUUGAUAAAGUGCGGGCAGAAGUCGGUCUUCCCCCAGAGCCAAAAACAAAACAAGAGAAAGAGAUGUAUGACAGAGCUAUCGCUGCUGGACUAAUAACUCCAUUGCAAGGAAAAUCACCGUCACAAAAAGAAAAAAUUCUGCGUGAACAGGCUGAAAUGGGACUGCCUCUGCCGGAAGGUAGGACUCCUUCAGAAAAAGACCUUAUAGCAAAAGUGAAAGCAACAACACCACCAAUUCCAAAAAUAAAAUCAGAAAAAUUGCGUAAAGCUAAAGCUGCCGGACUGCUCACACCAUUAGAAGGUAAAUCUCCAGCACAAAAAGAAAAAAUUCUUAAAGGUUUAGCCAUGCAUGGAAUUCCUUUACCAGAGCCUAAAACAAGCUCCGAAAGAAAUAUUAUAGAUAAAGUGCGUGCUGAAGUCGGUCUGCCUCCAGAGCCAAGAACCCGACAAGAGAGACGCAGGUAUGAUAGAGCUAUCGCUGCUGGAAUAAUUACUCCGUUACAAGGAAAAUCACCAUCAAUGAAAGAAAAAAUCCUUCGAGGUCAGGCGGAAAUGGGCCUACCUCUACCGGAGGGUAGGACGCGAUCAGAAAAAGAUCUUAUAGCAAAAGUCAGAGCAACAACAUUACCACUUUCAAGAGUACACAUGCCAUUGAAAUCAGAAAAAUUGCGUAAAGCAAAAGCUGCCGGGAUACUUACACCAUUAGCAGGUAAACCGCCGGAACAAAAAGAAAGAAUUCUGAAAGGAUUAGCCAUGCAUGGGAUUCCUUUACCAGAACCAAAAACUACUUCAGAAAGAAAUAUUAUUGAUAAAGUGCGGGCGGAAGUCGGUCUUCCCCCAGAGCCAAAAACAAAACAAGAAAAGGAGAUGUAUGAUAGGGCUAUCGCAGCUGGAAUAAUUACUCCAUUGCAAGGUAAAACACCGUCGCAAAAAGAAAAAAUUCUGCGUGAGCAGGCUGAAAUGGGACUGCCUCUGCCAGAAGGUAGGACUCCUUCAGAAAAAGAGCUUAUAGCAAAAGUGAGAGCAACAACGCCACCAAUUCCAAAAAUAAAAUCAGAAAAAUUGCGUAAAGCUAAAGCUGCCGGACUUCUUACACCAUUAGCAGGUAAAUCGCCAGCACAAAAAGAAAAAAUUCUUAAAGGUUUAGCCAUGCAUGGAAUUCCUUUACCAGAGCCUAAAACAAGCUCUGACAGAAAUAUUAUAGACAAAGUGCGUGCUGAAGUUGGUCUGCCUCCAGAGCCAAAAACCCGACAAGAAAGACAAAGAUAUGAUAGAGCUAUCGCUGCUGGAAUAAUAACUCCAUUGGAAGGAAAAUCACCUUCACAAAAAGAAAAAAUACUUCGAGGUCAGGCGGAAAUGGGCCUACCUCUACCAGAAGGCAGGACGCCUUCAGAAAAAGAUCUUAUCGCAAAAGUAAGAGCAACAACACUACCUCUUUCAAAAGUACACAUGCCGUUGAAAUCGGAAAAAUUGCGUAAAGCAAAAGCUGCCGGAUUUCUUACACCAUUAGCAGGUAAACCACCGGAACAAAAAGAAAAAAUUCUAAAAGGAUUGGCCAUGCAUGGAAUUCCUUUACCAGAACCUAAAACUAGUUCAGAAAGAAAUAUUAUUGAUAAAGUGCGGGCAGAAGUUGGCCUUCCCCCAGAGCCAAAAACAAAACAAGAGAAAGAGAUGUAUGACAGAGCUAUCGCUGCUGGACUAAUUACUCCAUUGCAAGGAAAAUCACCGUCACAAAAAGAAAAAAUUCUGCGUGAACAGGCUGAAAUGGGACUGCCUCUGCCGGAAGGUAGGACUCCUUCAGAAAAAGACCUUAUAGCAAAAGUAAGAGCAACAACGCCACCAAUUCCAAAAAUAAAAUCAGAAAAAUUGCGUAAAGCUAAAGCUGCCGGACUUCUUACACCAUUAGCAGGUAAAUCGCCAGACCAAAAAGAAAAAAUUCUUAAAGGGUUGGCCAUGCAUGGAAUUCCUUUACCAGAGCCUAAAACAAGCUCCGAAAGGAAUAUUAUAGACAAAGUGCGUGCUGAAGUUGGUCUUCCUCCAGAGCCAAAAACCCGACAAGAGAGACAGAGGUAUGAUAGAGCUAUCGCUGCUGGAAUAAUAACUCCAUUGCAAGGAAAAUCACCUUCACAAAAAGAAAAAAUACUUCGAGGUCAAGCGGAAAUGGGCCUGCCACUUCCGGAAGGUAGGACGCCUUCAGAAAAAGAUCUCAUAGCAAAACCAAAAAAUAAACAAGAAAAAGACAUGUAUGAUAGGGCUAUAGCAGCUGGAAUAAUAACACCAUUGCAAGGAAAAUCACCAUCACAAAAAGAAAAAAUUCUGCGUGAACAGGCUGAAAUGGGACUGCCUCUGCCGGAAGGUAGGACUCCUUCAGAAAAAGACCUUAUAGCAAAAGUGAAAGCAACAACACCACCAAUUCCAAAAAUAAAAUCAGAAAAAUUGCGUAAAGCUAAAGCUGCCGGACUGCUCACACCAUUAGAAGGUAAAUCUCCAGCACAAAAAGAAAAAAUUCUUAAAGGGUUGGCCAUGCAUGGAAUUCCUUUACCAGAGCCUAAAACAAGCUCUGACAGAAAUAUUAUAGACAAAGUGCGUGCUGAAGUUGGUCUGCCUCCAGAGCCAAAAACCCUACAAGAAAGAAGGAGGUAUGAUAGAGCUAUCGCUGCUGGAAUAAUAACUCCAUUGCAAGGAAAAACACCUUCACAAAAAGAAAAAAUACUUCGAGGUCAAGCGGAAAUGGGCCUGCCACUUCCGGAAGGUAGGACGCCUUCAGAAAAAGAUCUCAUAGCAAAAGUACGAGCAACAACACUACCACUUUCAAAAGUACAUAUACCAUUAAAAUCAGAAAAAUUGCGUAAAGCCAAAGCUGCCGGGAUACUAACACCAUUAGCAGGUAAAUCACCAGAACAAAAAGAAAAAAUUCUUAAAGGAUUGGCUAUGCAUGGAAUUCCUUUGCCAGAGCCUAAAACUAGUUCAGAAAGAAAUAUUAUUGAUAAAGUGCGGGCGGAAGUCGGUCUUCCCCCAGAGCCCAAAACAAAACAAGAGAAAGAGAUGUAUGACAGAGCUAUUGCUGCUGGACUAAUUACUCCAUUGCAAGGGAAAUCACCAUCACAAAAAGAAAAAAUUUUGCGUGAGCAGGCUGAAAUGGGACUGCCUCUGCCGGAAGGAAGAACCCCUUCAGAAAAAGAUCUUAUAGCAAAAGUAAGAGCAACAGCCCCACCAGUAAUAAAAGUAAAAUCUGAAAAAUUGCGUAAGGCAAAAGCUGCCGGGCUACUUACACCAUUAGAAGGUAAAUCACCGGAACAAAAAGAAAAAAUUCUUAAAGGAUUAGCCAUGCAUGGAAUUCCUUUACCAGAGCCUAAAACAAGUUCAGAAAGAAAUAUCAUGGAUAAAGUUCGUGCGGAAGUGGGCCUACCUCCACAACCGAAAACACGGCAAGAGAAAGAGAGAUAUGACAGAGCCAUCGCUGCCGGAAUAAUAACUCCAUUACAAGGAAAAUCACCUUCAAUGAAAGAAAAAAUCCUUCGAGGUCAGGCGGAAAUGGGCCUACCUCUGCCAGAAGGUAGGACUCCGUCAGAAAAAGAUCUUAUAGCGAAAGUACGCGCAACGACGCUUCCACUUUCAAAAGUACGAAUACCGUUAAAAUCCGAAAAAUUGCGUAAAGCAAAAGCUGCAGGGAUAUUAACACCUUUAGACGGUAAAACACCGGAACAAAAAGAAAAAAUCCUUAAAGGUUUAGCCAUGCAUGGAAUUCCUUUACCAGAAUCUAAAACUAGUUCGGAAAAAAAAAUUAUAGAUAAAGUUCGUGCUGAAGUCGGCCUGCCACCGGAGCCAAAAACACAACAAGAGAAAGAGAUGUAUGAUAGAGCUACUGCGGCUGGAAUAAUAACUCCAUUGCAAGGAAAAUCACCGUCACAAAAAGAGAAAAUUUUGAGAAGUCAAGCGGAAAUGGGCCUGCGUCUACCGGAAGGUAGAACGCGUUCAGAAAAAGAUCUUAUAGCUAAAGUUAAAGCAACAACGCUUCCAAUUCCAAAAGUAAAAUCUGAAAAAUUGCGUAAGGCAAAAGCUGCCGGGCUACUUACACCAUUAGAAGGUAAAUCACCGGAACAAAAAGAAAAAAUUCUAAAAGGAUUGGCCAUGCAUGGAAUUCCUUUACCAGAACCUAAAACUAGUUCAGAAAGAAAUAUUAUUAACAAAGUGCGUGCUGAAGUCGGUUUGCCUCCAGAACCAAAAACACGACAAGAGAAAGAGAAGUACAACAGAGCUAUGGCUGCUGGAUUAAUUACACCACUAAUAGGAAAAUCACCUUCACAAAAAGCAAACAUCUUGCGGGGUCAAGCUAAAUUGGGUCUUCAACUACCUGAAGGCAAUACACCCUCAGAAAAGUCACUUAUAAGGAAAGUUAAGGAAACAACUCCAGUAGAACCUGAAUUCUUAGCGUUGCCUCCAGAAUUAACCAAAUUGGAAAAAAAAACAGCAAAAGUUAUGAAAGAAGGAAAAGCCAAAACAAAAUCUAAAAAAAUUGGGGAAUCAGUUGUGCGCAGGAAAGGUGGUAUUACUGAAGAGUUCGAAGACAUCAUUAAAACGACAACAUGUGAUAGAGGUUGUGGAUGUGAUAAAAAGAAAAUAAGAUUUAAACAUAGUUAUGUAAAAAUAAGAGUUACUUCUCCUGAUAUAUCAUCUUUAUGUCCCUGUCCAGAAGAGUGUGUACCAGGGGUAAAAGGUGGAGUAUUUACUGAUAAUGAAGGUAUAAAAGUAACAGUUGGAAGAGUUACAGGCAUACCCUCUUUUUCGUCAAGAAAAUCAUUUGAUAGUGAUAAAGCUAUUUUAGAACCUUCUAAGAACACAACAUUAAAAAAGAAAAAUAUAUUUGGGAACGAAAACGGUGUUCUUACUUACCAUUAUUCGAAAAAUUAUAAGAAUACUGAUUUGGCUUGUUCUAAAUCUGAAACAAAUGUACAAAAGCUUUAUAUGAAACAAUGUUUUCCACGCAAUUGUAAAACAUGUGGUUCUUACAACAGUAGAGACAUUUUUAAAAAUGAUUGUAAGAAAAUUAGCUCUGUCAGAAUUAUUCAAUCCAUUGAAGGCAACUUUAAUAACUUGAUUUCGUCACAGGAAUAUCUCAUAAAGAAUACUUCAAAAAAUACAAGUUUUGAAUCAAUGUAUUUAUUAAACAGAGAUUCAUCGCUAAGCUUACUGACUUUACCCACUAGUAUUAGUAUAAUAUCGUUUUCGACGACAGAAUCUUCAUCAAAUCCCAGUUUUUAUAAGGAAAGAACAUCGUGUACAAGCCUUAAUUUUUCUGAAUGCUUGCAAAGCACAAAUGAUAGCAGUACUUCAGAGGCCAUAAGAAAUACUUCUUUUGAAAGUUAUGGUUGUUUUCCUGAUACUUAUUCUCAAUUCAGAACAUAUAUUGAAAAUAAUGCCAAACAUAAUAUACUCAUGUUUCGGAUAAAUAAAUCGAAGACAAGUUAUUUGAUGAAAAGGAAAUAUUUCGAUAAAAAGGAAACUGCUAUGAUCGAUAAUGAUCUCGUUAUCAACGACUUCAUUUGCAAUAUACUCUCAAAGAGUCAGAUAUAUAGCACGUCGUCUCUCGUCAUUGUCAUGUCUACCACCUCCGACGAACACAAUUCAAAAUAUUCUCCAAGUGAAAGGCGACAGAGUUCAACGAUUGGCAUAGAUCUAUUAGAAAAUUACAAUAAUUGGAAUAAUAAGGCAAAAAGUUUACAUCGUGAGUUUAACAUUCAUUAA
Molecule: messenger RNA, 9252 nt
Organism: Vanessa atalanta (red admiral)
Lineage: Eukaryota; Metazoa; Arthropoda; Insecta; Lepidoptera; Nymphalidae
Product: titin-like
Exons: 9
Coding region: 1-9252 (3083 amino acids)
Source: RefSeq, a predicted model, not a curated record